UAAUGACAGCAGCUAUUAUUGGUGAUUGGCUUUGAUUACCGUCGGUCGGCAUCAUCGAGUUCUGUGGUUUUUUGCAAUGCUGUCACGCGUCGUCCAUUCGCUCUCGCGCCGAUAUUCUUUCUCAAAAAUCACAAGUAAAGUUUGGUUAUACCAACGUUCCAUAGCGCCAUUCUCUACUAUGCCAGGGUCUGAAGUGACUAUUGGAACACACGAUGGGUGCUUCCACUGUGACGAAGCGCUUGCAUGUUACAUGCUCAAGUUGCUACCCCGAUACAAAGAUGCGUCUGUUAUUAGGACCCGUGAUCAGAAAGUUCUGGACAGUUGUGAUAUUGUGGUUGACGUAGGAGGGGUUUAUGAUCCAUCUACGCAUCGCUAUGAUCAUCAUAUGAAGGAAUUCAAAGAAACUCUCAGUACAGUUAUAAAAAAAUCUGGAUACAAGAGUAAUAUUAAACUGAGUAGUGCCGGCUUAAUCUAUUGUCACUUUGGUGAUGAAAUUAUUAAGAUACUAGUACCUGAAGUAACAGAUGAAUAUGACCGGGCUAGUAUUUUUAAAAAAGUGUAUGAAACAUUCAUCCAAGAAAUAGAUGCCAUCGAUAAUGGAGUGCCAAUGUUUGAUGGGGAACCUUCGUACUAUAUCAGUACAAAUUUGAGUAAGCGAGUGGCACGGUUGAAUCCAACUUGGAAUGGUCCUAAGCUGGAUCCUGAUGAACAGUUUGAGAAAGCUGUCGCGCUUACGGGCGAAGAAUUCACCUAUUUUAUUCAACAUGCAGCUAGAGUUUGGUGGCCUGCUAGAUCAAUUGUGGGAGAUGCCGUUCUCGGGAGAUUUGAGGUCCAUCCAAGUGGAGAAAUUAUUGAAUUGUCUACUUCUCUGCCUUGGAAGGAACAUUUAUACGAAUUGGAAGAGGAACUAGGUGUAAAAGAGCCAAUAAAAUACGCUAUUUUCCAUGACAACAAUUAUAGAGUACAAGGUGUACCUGUAAAAGCUGCAAGCUUCAUUUGCAGAAUGUUCUUACCAGAGGCAUGGGCAGGCUUGAGGGACGAAGAAUUAUCUGCUGUAUCUGGCAUUCCUGACAGUAUAUUUGUACACAGUGUUCGAUUUAUUGGUGGCCAUAAAACUAGAGAAGGUGCAUUAGCAAUGGCUGCUAAGGCUCUCGAAAUAGGAAAAUCGAUCGAAAGCGGUCACGCAGAAACGAAUUCGAAAUGACAUAAACUGAAUACCGUUUCAUCACUUAUAUGCAAUUCGAACUCUGGCAAAUCGAAAGCAGAAAAUAGAUGAACACGAAGCUAUUCCAAAAAUAACCUAUUUUGUACACCACAAAAGAUUUACAACAUGUCGGUACUGAUUUUAAAAAGUGUUUUGUUGCUAAUGCGAAGCUGUAAUUUCGCUGAAAGUUAGUGUAGAUUCUACGUUAUUUUUUAUGAUUUGUUUUUACAAACUUUGGUGAAUGUUUUUUUUUAUUAAUUUAGGGGUAUUAGCCCAAAUUACACGAUCCAGAAUUGAGGAGGCAUCUAUUGUAGGAUUGUCCAAGUAUUCCGGUGGACAGGGUUAAUGAACGGAGUGAACAAUGAAUUACAUGUUUUAAAACAUAUUGCUCUUUAAUGAUAAUAUGAUUUUCAAUAAAACAUCGUUAUACACAAACAACAGGAAUAAUAGAAAUGAAUUACAUCAAUUCCACAUAUCGUAUGAAACUGAAGGCACAGCAUCAUUCGGUAAAACAACCAAAAGUAUUUGUAAAAAAGAAAAUGUUCAGUCUGUAUACCAAAAGCGUUGCGUGUAUUGUUUUGUUUUUGAAUAUUUUUUCGUUUUUUUUUUCUCUUUGUUUUUGAUAAAAAAUAAGUUUUGUCUAUUUCAGCGGGCACAUCGGACUAGCCCGACACGCGUCGCAUUGGUUUUCCAGUA
This is a messenger RNA of Neodiprion virginianus, 1900 nucleotides long. RefSeq names its product MYG1 exonuclease. The record is from RefSeq and is a predicted model, not a curated record. The transcript has 7 exons. Bases 77 to 1204 code for a protein of 375 amino acids. NCBI's taxonomy places the organism in Eukaryota, Metazoa, Arthropoda, Insecta, Hymenoptera, Diprionidae. Gene Ontology annotation, cellular component: cytoplasm; nucleus.